AGAAUCAUAGCCGGCAUUUGGCGUGGACGUGUAACGUGUGCUCUUUUAUCGUUUCUUCGCGUAUGCUUCGAUGUGGUUUGCGUGUCGAAGUUGAAUUGAACAACCUAAAUCGCGCGUGAGACGGUAUCUAUUUUGUGAAGUGGGUAACGCCAGGCAUGAAUAUUUUCCAAAUCCAAGUUCUCACUUCACCACCCAACAGCAAAUCCCAGACCAGCCGUCAUAGUGAAGUGUUGAAGAAAGUGAGUAGCAAUCAUUAGCAUAGCAAUUCAUCGCAUUUUGAAAGCAGAUCGAAAGUUAAAGCUGAAGUUGGUAUCGAAGCUAGACUAAGAAUUCCAAUUUAGUAGUGUGUCAACGUCAGAGUGUCUAGCUAGUGAUUCAUCUAAAAAUUUGUGCCCGGCUUUGGAAAGGAAGAUAACGAAGAGUGUUUUUCCCAGUAUAAAUCGAAUAAUAACAAUUUGUUGGUGGCAAGCAAGCUCUCAAGGAUUUGAAGUGUUGCUCCUCUGCUCAUUGAGACGCAGCAUGAUGUAAAAGUUAGUUCAGCAGGAAAUAGCAGAAUUCAAUUGUAUUAUCACAUCAUUAUCGUGUGCUGCGGAGAAGGCGAAAGAUUCCACUUCAUCAUUAGUUUAAGCAGAGAGUGUUUCAUAGAAGGAAGCCUCCUAGAUGCCGCUUGAGAUGCAAAGAACGAACCUGAGGAUCAGCGUCAUGCUUAUGUCAAUUCUACUACUCGCACUGACGGUUGAUUCCUCUCUGGCCACCACGGCACAAGCCCGAAGGUGCUACGUAUGUGGCGAGGGAGCAGAUGCACCCUUCCGGGCUGCACUCGCGCAGGCUGCAGACGAAUCGUCUGUUUCUCGCCAUCCUAGGCCCGUUGGCAGUUUACCGAAUAUUGUGACCACCUGUGAGGACUUUGAGCGAGAUCGCAAUGAACUGGACAAAUACGUGCUCGAGUGUCCUCCGGCGUACACCAGCUGUCUGACCCAGGUCGAUGGAGACAUGGAAGUAAGAACAUGUGGAGAGAAUCUCCCUAUCAACGACUGCAAAAGUGCUAAUAAAAUCGACUACUGCUACUGCAGCGUGGAUUUGUGCAACAGCCUUAAGCGGACCCAAAUUCGGCGCGAGAUAGAAGAUUCACAACUUGGUGGCCUAUCUGAGCACCUUAGACAGCAGCACAAUAGCGACGAUGAGGACCUAACCGAGUCGUCCGGCAUGGAAGAUUCCCAGGAAAAGCACCGAACUAUCAUCGGUGGUCACAACACCCAUCGGACGAUUCAAAACGGAAGCAACAACCACAACCGACACAGCGAUAAUCGGUACGAAACGACGCAAGUUGUUAUGACGCUGAAACCGAUUUCCACCCCAGGUUCCAGUGAAAGGAGAAACUCCAGUAACGAAGGAGAUUCGAGUGUUAAAAGUGGUAGUAGCUCGCGGUGGAUCGGAGGUUUUAGUAUUGCGAUAAAUGGUUGGAUCGCACUGGUGCUAAUUGGUGCCUCGAUGUGGCGGUUUGUCAGUAGUAAAGGUUUCGUAAAAUUAGUUUAAUUUAAUUGGAUGCAAAUUCGUGAUGCUUGUAUGAUUUGAUAGACUUUAAUCAAGUAUGCAAAUCAGUUGGGGCGUUCAGUGAUGCCAAUAGACUUCUAUGCAAAUAGGCUCAUUGCAUAAGGUGUGACGAACUUAUAGCGCUAUGGCUUUGCUACAACUUUGUGUAACAUUAACUUUUGUUAUGUUUUAUCGCUACUACAGCAGCUAUAUUGCCCAUAGUCAUAUAUUAGUCCCUGGUAUUUUCAUAGUGCAGUGUCAUUGAUGUGGUUGAUUCGUGACAUGUACUUCGGUAGCCAUUUAAUUUGGAUGCCCUAGCUGCAGAUUUCAAAUUUAUUCACUUACGCAAUCAAUCAAUGAAUCCCCUUAAUUUAGUCACUAUCUAUUGGGAAAUAAGGGUGCUUUCUACUAAAACAGAAUUGAUAUUUAACAUGAGAAACUAGCAAUAUUGCAAUCCAAUCAGUAAUCAGUAUUUACAAAGAAAUCUCUCCAGUGUAUUUUAACCAUUUCGGGAUGGAUGGGUCAUUUAUGCCAAGCGUUUUAGAUUGGCUGUGUAAAAUCACAGAAGAGAGCUAGGUGCUCGCUUUCUUCAGCAAAGUUGUUCAUCAGGAUGCUGGCUUUACAGGAAAAAUAUUGGAGGUCAAGUGUAACUAUACCCUGAAGACCCAGAUGUGCGACACUUUGGGAAGCUUUCGCUUCUGAGAGCAUGCAAAUGAAUCAGAUAUAUUUUAGUCCUAUACCGCAUCGUAUGAUAAUUUUGAACACUCUAUGAGGUUAAAUCAUCUUGAACGUCAAGCCCGUGAUCAAUUUUCAGGAAUACGAGAUGCUCAAGGUUCUCCAAAACGUUCUCUAGUUCAUCCCAUCGUAUCUACCAAAUCAACCACGACUUUUGCAAUGUCCUCAUCGUCUGUAUAUACCCAAUCCAGGUCAAUGAGAAUAUGCGCACCAUGUAAACCAAAUGCUAUUUAAUACGAUAUGUUCAAGGUACUUCAAAACGUUCUCGAGUUGAGCUCACGGUAUACACCAGAUCAACCAAGGCUCAUCCAAUGUCAUCAUCAUCGUCAUAUACCUAUUCCCGAGCAGGAAAACUUGGCUCAAUAAUACCUAAUGGUGUUAUUGAUACCAUACUCUGUUAUGAACUAGCUCUGCAUAAGCGGUAAAAUACCAAAGAAAUAAUACCAAAAAUUAAUAUGCACAAUACUUGAGUCAUAACAUACUCUGUUAUUAAAUUCUAUUUCAAUACCAAAUACAUAACAUAUUAUUAUUCGUUUGGUAUUGAAAUACCUAAACAUGUUAUGCCUCAAAUAUUCUGCAUAUAAGUUUUUGGUAUUUUACCUCUUAUGCAAGGCUAGUUCAUACCAAUUUCUGUUAUCGAGGUCGUCGCUCCGGCUCCAGUUAGGGUGCCAAUGAAAAUGACAUUUUCGAAUUCCAAAAAACUACAUUGCUCACAAGUUUCAUUACCCCGAAAUAUGACCCCAUGCAAAAUUUGAGCUCAAUCGGACAUGAUUUAGGGAUAUCAGAGAAAAAAUCUUUUUUUUUUCCAAAAAUAAAUUUGAAGUAACAUUAGAUCUCCAUGUUUCAGGCAUUUUUAAAUCAUUUGGCAUCAAAACAUAAAUUCGAUUUUCCACCAUUGGGGGCAUUGGAAAAAAUUUUAUGAGUAAAAAUUUUAAAACUUUGAUGAGUUUUAGGCAUCUCUAAUUCAUGUCCGAUUGAGCUCAAAUUGCAUGAACAAAUAUUUUUAUUAGGGGUAAAUGGGGCAAUACGGCCAGUUCCCAUAAUUUCCGGCGAACGAAAAUUGCACCAUUCGAUGUGUCGUGAAUUUUCACUUGAGGAAGGAUAUUUCUCUGCCGCAGCAUGGAGCCGCAAUAAAUAAGUACCUUUUUGGGUCGCUUUUUCACCACUGUGCAUUUCAUUGGCACCCUAAUCAAAAAGCGUAUGCGCAUAAUGUAAACCCAACUUUCUCGAAUACGAGAUGUUCGAGGUAUUCCAAAUCGUUCUCGAGUUCAGCCCACGUUAUCUACCAGAUCAACCAAAGCUUUUGCAACGUCCUCAUCAUCGUCAUAUACUCAAUCCGGUUCAAAAAACAUAUUCGCACCAUGUAAACUGAAUUUUCUUGAAUACGAGCUGUUCAAGGUACUCCAAAACGUUCUCGGGUUCAGCCCACGGUAUCUACCAGAUCAACCAAGUCUUUGGCAAUACCCUCAUGAUCAGAAUAUACCCAAUCUGGUUCAAUAAGUAUAUGAGCAUAAUGUAAACUAAAUUUUCAUGGUACGAGUCUAAGUUAUGUAUGUUUUAUCAAUGAACUUAAGUAUAAUUAUGUGAACUCAUGUGGUGCUCUUAUUUUCUAAUAUGACAUCAGCAUCUAGUCGAAAAGGUUUUGUAUUUCGCAAUUCAAUUUUCUCUAUGCGUUGCCACAUAACUCACGCACGUCACCACGAGUAGAAGAUGUAAUAUUUGCUGCAACAAGUUAAAUUAUAAUACAAAAGAACAUUCUUUCAUGAGCGUCAGUUAGAAAUUCUUAGCGACAAAAAAAAAUCAGAAGUAAUAGUUUUGAUAAUAUUUAUGGAAUGACUGAAGAAUGAAUUCAUGAAGGAUUUUUCUAAUAAAAUUAAAACGAAAUACUUCGGUAGAACUUUUUUUUAUUUCACAGUGGAAUCAAGAAUUAAGAACCGUUUCAGCAGCAUUAUUGUGAAAAUGUUUAAGUCUAUCAAAUCACAAGCAUCACUACAAAGGUUUUGAUUUCUACAAGCAUUGUUUCCCACAAAAAUCAGAAAAAAAUGGAAGAAAUGUAUUUAUUAUUGCAACUGUGAUGGUGCUUUACUGAUGCUUCAAAAGCACACCAGACACAAACAAAAAAUAAUUCCUUUUAGUUCAAUAAGUAUUUUAUCUAUAUUUGCUACAGUUAAUCGAAAUAAGUUCGGAUGAAUUAAAAUGCUCAUUUAUGUUAGUUCAAUUUUUGUAGAAACAGUACACAUGUAUUUACUAAGGCUCUUUCUAGUUGAAUCAAUACCUGAUUAUUGGCUUCGGUUCUGCGGAGAACAUUCUGAACAAUCCCUAUUAAUCUGCAAUUUACGGGAUCUGCAAAUACCUUGCUCGAAAUGAAAAUGACUACAGAAGGAUCGCAGUCCAGACUGUAAAUCGACUGAAGUAAAAACGACCCAUGAAAAUAGAAAAAUUUCCAUAGAAAAUUCAGAAAUUGCUGAUAAACCAUAAGGGUGCAGGUAAUUACUAAAUGUAAAACCAAUAAUGGAACAUUUGCAAAGACAGGUGUUAUUUUUUUCGACAAACAAUUACAUGAUAUUAGGGUAACCGUAUCCUUAGCGUAGGUAGUGGGGUUUUAAUGAGAUUUAUUUAUACACCUUACGAUGGUUUUAGUUGAUGCAUCUUGCUUUUAAUAUCCUGUCGAAUACAACUUAUCCUAAGAUGUCGCCCGAAAAACAAUUGAAAAUAUGAUUGUCUCCCUUGCACCUAUAGUGGUGGAACUGUUCCAAUAGUGGCGAGUCUCAUAAGAAAUCAAUGGAUAGCACUACUAUGUUAACCAAAAUUAAUGUUUACCGUCACUAAAGGAACACACUGUUCCACACCCAUUAGUGGUGCAAGUGAUAUUUGCUAGUUGUUGAUGUUGAAUAACACCAAUUUAAUUUUUGUUAGCAAAUUUAUUAGUUUAUUUAUUAGCUAGGGUAUUAAAACUUAAAAUUUCCCAUAAUUAUAAAAUUUAAAAAAAUAUUUUCUUUUGAUGAUCUACUAAUACCUCCACUUUUGGUACCGUUACCCUAGCAGUUUUUAAGGUAAAAAUGCAAUUGAAAAAGGUGAAAUGCUCUCAAUAAAAUCUAAAUUCUUCAUUUAAUAGUUACAAAAGUUUGAAUAUAUUUUUUCUAUAAAAAAAAAGUUUAAAAAAACAAUGACGAAUAGGAAAUACGAAAACUAUAAGAAAGCAAUAAAGCUAUGGAUUGUUUUCCUUAGUGGACUUAUUUUUGUCAAAGACGAUACCCAUUGAUAAAUACCCAAUUUCAUUUUCUUUCCUGUUUUUAUUUUCAACUAGUUCACCCGGCAGACGUUGACCUGCAUAGUAGACGAUAAAGCGCGUUGUGAACUGCCCAUACGAAAUUUCCAUACAAAUCAUAAUUUUGGUUUUUACUAUUUUCUCAACUUUUCCUGUGGUUUUCGCAUGAGAAAAUAUCUUAUAAACCCGUCGGAAACGAUAACGAACAUGUUUGCUGAAGAAAUGAAAAAAAUCCAUCCAGCCGUUUUUGAGUUAUGCG
This is a messenger RNA of Armigeres subalbatus, 5795 nucleotides long. RefSeq lists its product as uncharacterized. NCBI's taxonomy places the organism in Eukaryota, Metazoa, Arthropoda, Insecta, Diptera, Culicidae. Bases 661 to 1536 code for a protein of 291 amino acids. The transcript is spliced from 4 exons. The record is from RefSeq and is a predicted model, not a curated record.